Symbiodinium sp. CCMP2592 is the source of this 1170-nucleotide messenger RNA. Lineage: Eukaryota; Dinophyceae; Suessiales; Symbiodiniaceae. The record is from the annotation of a GenBank genome assembly.
AUGGGCGGGAUUGCCAGCAGCAAGCUGCCUCCAGUCAACGACAAAGACUUGAGGACAGUGCUGUCAUACAACAUCAACGAGAACCACAUCAGAUCCGUGUACAAGCUCUUCACUGAGAUUGACGUGGACUCCAAUGGCGUCUGGACCGUCAGCGAGAUGUACAGAGUCCUGAAGGAGCCAAGAAUGUCGGUUCGUGCGCCUGUCAUUGACACCAUCUUCUUCAUGGGUGACAGCAACAGCGAGGGAAGCAUGACGUUUCAGGAUUUCCUGGUAACAAUGUGCUCCUUCUGUGCGCUCUCCAAGGAGGAGAUGCUCCAGUUCCUGUUCAUGAUCAUUGACAUUGACCGAAACGGUACCAUCGAGAAAGAAGAGCUCUUGAACUUUUUCUCUUACAUACCGGCUGGUUCAGAUGAGGGUCGUGGCGAGCCUGUCUUCCCAGUGAACAACAAGAACGCACUGGACAAGUUCCGAGGCGGCAAGUGGAGAAGUCUCCAGUUUGAUGGUCUUGCUCAGCUCUGUGAGCUCUUCCCGUACAUUGCAUACCCUGCUUAUCAUACGCAGGACAUGUAUCGGAAGAUCUUGCUUGGCAAGACCUUCUGGGAGCGGCUAGACUACGAGCGGAUCAAGUACCAGACCGUGGUCAGGACGAAGCGGGUCCGGAUGCCCUUCACCAAGAAGAAGAUCGAGGUGAAGCUACCCGGCCGCUGUACAAUGCAGGAGCUUUUGGAAUACUCGCGGAGGAACACCGCCGUGCAGGGAGGCAAGCGCGUGACGUCCCAGGAUGCUGGAGAGGCGGAGUCCGCAUUGGCCAAGGAGCGAGAUAUGCAGAUUCAGCGCAGUCCCAUCUUGAACAUGAUCCGCAAUCCUCGGUGCAUGUACUACAUUCCCCAGGAGGGCGGCAAGAACAUCCAGAAGCAGAAAGGGCACCGGUCUGAGCUGGAUGUGGGUGAGCAGGAUGUGGAAAGUGACGACGGCGCCGAGAUGGACCAGGGUGGCAGUGAUACCGGGGGAGGCGUCAUCACCGGCGCCCCUAACAAUGCCGAGCACAUGCUGGCCAUUGUGACGGCGAUGCAGAUGAAGCAGAACGAAAAGACAGUUGUGGACGACCUCGAUGACGACGAUGACUAUGAAGGCUCCGACAGCGACGUUCUCUCGGAUGACUCUCGGUGA